CUCUAUAGGCCUGCCACCCCUCCUCCGAGAGAGGUAUUAUGUUACACUCCUCCUCAUCCAAUCACAAAGUUCCCCCAAAUCCUCCUGCGCGCGGUGCGCGGGCCUAUAAGAACCCCGACGGCUCGAGCUGACCGUUUUCCGUGCAUGGGCGCGCACCUUACCGUCAUAACUGUCACAACACUCAAGGCCAGAAGCUCGUCUAUACCUUGUUUCUGUUGUUUUUGAAAAGUAAACUUAAAGAGAGUCGAAAAAACGAUUUCCAAAACAAAUAGAGCGAUGCGGGAAGAGGACUCCCCGAUGGACAGCGCGGGGAACAGCGAGGAGGAGGAGACGGAGCGGCAGCCGCGCAGAGGCGCGCGGAAGCGGCGUGCGCCCCAGAUCAGAAAGAAACCAGUCGAGGAGGAGUGCGAGGAGGAGGAAGACGACGACGAAGACGACGAAGACGAAGAAGACGAUCGGGACGGAGACCUGGAAAGCCCCGACCCCGAGAAGAAGCGGGGGCGCAAGAGUGGCAGCUGCGGCAGCGAAGCGGGCAGUCCACACUCCUUCGACGACCUGCACACGCAGCGGGUGAUGGCGAACGUGCGCGAGCGACAGAGGACGCAGUCACUCAACGAGGCUUUCACGUCGUUGCGUAAGAUCAUCCCCACGCUGCCGUCGGACAAGCUGAGCAAGAUCCAGACGCUGAAGCUGGCCUCGCGCUACAUUGACUUCCUGUACCAGGUGCUGCAGAGCGACGAGCUGGACGCGCGCGGGACCAGCUGCAGCUACGUGGCGCACGAGAAGCUCAGCUACGCGUUCUCUGUCUGGAGGAUGGGGGGCGCGUGGUCCUUGUCCACCACGACCCACUAGUCAGAAGCCCCUACCGCGAACCUCAAUAGUCAGGGCCCCUCUACUGCUGACCCACGUUGUUCCAGACUUCGGACCACUGUAUCAGACCUGAUCCUGACGUGGAAGGCCUCAGAACACAGAACCAAACACAACUGGAUCGGAGAAGGGCUCCGCUGGAAUUUAGGCCCUCGGUGGAGGGAGAGCGAGAGUGCGAGAGAGAGAGAGAGAGAGAGAGAGAGAGAGAGAGAGAGAGAGAGAGAGAGAGAGAGAGAGAGAGAGAGAGAGAGAGAGAGAGAG
Gadus chalcogrammus (walleye pollock) is the source of this 1128-nucleotide messenger RNA. RefSeq names its product twist family bHLH transcription factor 1a (gene twist1a). The coding region runs from base 277 to 852 and encodes 191 amino acids. Gene Ontology annotation, molecular function: RNA polymerase II transcription regulatory region sequence-specific DNA binding; protein dimerization activity; DNA-binding transcription factor activity, RNA polymerase II-specific. The record is from RefSeq and is a predicted model, not a curated record. The transcript is spliced from 2 exons. Lineage: Eukaryota; Metazoa; Chordata; Actinopteri; Gadiformes; Gadidae. Gene Ontology annotation, biological process: developmental process; regulation of transcription by RNA polymerase II.